Messenger RNA from Nicotiana tabacum (common tobacco), 786 nucleotides. RefSeq lists its product as uncharacterized. Lineage: Eukaryota; Viridiplantae; Streptophyta; Magnoliopsida; Solanales; Solanaceae. The record is from RefSeq and is a predicted model, not a curated record.
AUGGGCCCAGCAGGAAGAGACUCGCGUUCAAAGCAGGACAAUUCAAGGUAUGAUCAUAGAUCGAGAGAUAGAGAGUCAGGUUCAUCAUCAAGGUUUGGAAAAGAUCGAAACGCACGAGAGACGCGAGAUGAUGAUAGAAACUUAAAGGCAAGAUUUGGUGGUUACAAUUUUAAUGUCAGCACUUCAGAGUUAGUAGCAGUAUUAAGAAGCAUGAGUGAUAAGUUGCGGUGGCCAAAGAAAAUAAGAUCAAAUCCAAAUAGUCGUAAUCCUGAUCACUGGUGCAAAUUUUAUAACGAUCAUGGUCAUAAAACGACAGAUUGUAGAUUGUUACGGGGUGAAGUAGACCAUUUAUUAAAGCAAAGAUAUCUUACCGAGCUAUUUAGUGAGAAAGGUAAGCAAGAAUACAUGAAGAACAGGCAGGAGCCCCCUAAACCUCCUUUUCCAAAAAGGACCAUUAACGUUAUAAGCGGAGGAGAAGAAAUUAACGGCAUGACAUAUAUGACAACCAAGAAAAUUUCAAAAGUUACAAUUACACAUGGAAAGCGGGUACGACAUGUUUUGGAGGAAGAAAGUAUUACAUUUGAUGAUGCAGAUACGGACGGCGUGUUAACUCCACACAACAAUGCACCGAUGCAAGCUGAAGAUAAGCUAGUACCCAAGGCACAUACUUUAUCUGGCUUUGAUAAUUCAAGCGCCGUGACAAAAGGGGAAGUAGUACUUAUAACAUUCGCAGUAGGAGUUGUCAGAGAUACAAAAUUUCAGGUGGUAGAGAUGGAAAUGGCUUAA